Messenger RNA from Akanthomyces muscarius, 9348 nucleotides. RefSeq lists its product as uncharacterized. The coding region runs from base 1 to 9348 and encodes 3115 amino acids. The record is from RefSeq and is a predicted model, not a curated record. The transcript is spliced from 4 exons. NCBI's taxonomy places the organism in Eukaryota, Fungi, Ascomycota, Sordariomycetes, Hypocreales, Cordycipitaceae.
AUGCCGACCUCGACAAAAGCUCCAGUCGCGGCCUCAGUGUCUGAGGAUCAACUCCGGUUGCUCAUUCAUCAUGUUUUUCUGACUCCCGGGCAUCCCCAGAAUGGAGACGACCUCAAGCUUGCAGCAGCAACUGAUGACGCUCUUUUGGAGCUGGUCUGCGAUGCUCUGCGAUUUUUUACGCCUCGCAUCACAUCCGAUGCCGCUAAGACUGUCGUCCAGGUGGGCGAGGCCAUUACCUUUCUUCGCCAUUCAAGGAACAGCUCAGGUAAUCUGGACCAGCACAAGCUAGAGCAAGCUUUCUCGACACUAUCAAAAUUAGGUGGCAAUUUUCCGAUCCACGUAUCGGCCCAAAAUGCCGCCAUCAUUGCCAAUCGUAGGCAAGACAUCGUUAUUUUCGAGUUCUCCGAGCUCGCGCCUCGCAACGAGGCUGCAAUGAGCACACCGGGACGGCUCAAGCGACACUUUCCUGGUUCGGCCGUCGCAAUACCAUUAGAAGUAUUUGACGACUCGGACCUUCACUCCGCCCUCGCAGAUGCCAUUGCAAGAAUGGGCAUUCAGGAGGUUGCAUCGAUGAAAGCCACUGCGUCUAAAGCUGGCCAUGACCAAAUCGAGAACAGGGAUACAACAGACCCUGCUAUUGUUACCGACUUCCUCGCGACAUUUUUGAGUGCUCUCGGCAGAGUGGUCAAGGUCCCAGUCCUUGAGAAAAAUACCCGAGAACAAGUCAGUUGGCGCAAGGCCAAGCUGCCGUGGCGACGCUCUGCUGUUUGGCUGCUUUGCCGCGUGACUAUACAAAGCCUCCUAUCACGCCUCGGGCAGCCACACAUUUACAAGCAAUUCAUGGUCUUCCUCAUGGCUUUAAUUCUAGAGGCCGCAGUUUUCUUCAAAAUGCCCUCCGAGGUUCUCUAUUGCAUGGUGGCAAAAAUAUCCGGCAGACUCAAGAAACUUGGCCCCAAGGCAUAUGAUUGUUUGCAAGGUGGCGUAGGAGAGAUCUUGGCCCGAGCUGUCUCCUGCAUGGAAAAGUCUUGGCAAGCGGCAGCGCAAACCUCGAACCCAAAUCUGAUGAUGUUUGCUAUCCCGUCAGACUGGUAUCAGCAAGAUCAGCAUUUUGCGUACCCGGAUCUGGAUACAUUUAUUCAGUCCAUUGAUUCGCGAAAGUCCUACGUGGCCAACCACAAGUUUUCACCUUCCUGGCAAAUGCCCGUAUACUCUGGAUCAGAACUGCCGAACAUUUCAAUUGCUAUAUAUGCUGAGCGUGUGAUAUUCGAUCUUUUGGAGUUUGAGCAAUGGGUCACUACUUCGUUGGAUUCUUGGCUCACGACCAACAUUGGAAAAGAGGAGACUCCUGGGCAGAUACUACGUGCGAUGAAGGCAUACCACACAGCUGCCAGCGACCGCUACAAGAAUAAUCCGGAGGCCACCUCGUUGAUGAUCUUGAUUGUCUUAGAGCUGUGGAUCGCGUGCGACAAGUCGGCGUGUGAGCAACAUAAGCUGUUGCAUCACUUUAAUCCCGAGGUUUCUCGCGAGAAUCUUCAGUCUCUCAUUCUACCAGCAAAAAGGGACACUGAGCGCCUCCAUCUCAUUGAAGUCUAUAUCAAGUCUCGUAGGAAGCGUGCCGAGAUUUACUGCAACGCCUCCAUCUUUUCUUCGUUUGGAACGAAAGAAUGCUUUGCAGUUCAGUUCUUUGCAACGUCCAAUGAGCAACAAUUCCUCAAGCAGACAAUCGAACAGGAGGCAAAUAAAAAAAGAGACAAGAAGAGAACGGAGUUUCGCGCUGCAAAAGAAAAGUACGAGUCUUAUAUCCAAGAAAGUACGGAACUUGAUCAUGAAUUCCUGGACAGAGUCAAUCGAAAAGGCUAUAAAUACCAGGUUCAUAAUCGAGACUGCUCGCGGUGCGACAUUGAGCGAAAAGCUGCAGCGAUGAAAAUUGAGAUACACGAAUGGCCGUUGCCAAGUGCCACCUACGCGGCCGAGAACGUGGUUUUCGAGCUGCGAGUGCCUGUGGCUUUCAGUGACUGGCGCGAUGCAACGGCUUACAUCAUUUCGUCAGUUUUCAAGUUUACUAAAAUCGCAUCAACGAAUGGGCCAGAAGAAGACAAGCUGUCCGAAUACUUGCGCGAUAAAUAUGUCACCUACACCAAUUACCGUCGCUUUGUCUUGAUUUCGACAACCAAGUCGAACAAGAGAACACAUCGAAAAAUCCAAGCCGUGAGCACUGCGUCCGAAGCGGACAUAUUGCUGGCAAACGGUUUGCAAUUUCACUAUUACGACACUUCGCUGUCUAGUUGGGCGAACUCCUUCCGCGAGAGUGGUACAGUGGCGGAGAAUUGCACAUACAAACUUUCACCACCAUGCAGUAGCCUACAGAAGUUCCUGCAUCGACCUCACCAAUCGCCAAACGGUGAAAAGCCAAACUGCAUAAUCUCUCGCCAAUCAGAGUGCCCAGAGCACAUGUCCUUGGAAGAGUUCAAAGCUAUGGCGUCACUGGCUUGCGGUUACCGGGUUCAGUGGUUGAAUGUUCUCACACAGCUUCACAUGCCGACAGUCGACUUUGCAAACUACGACGUGCUACGAAUACUGCAGCAAAUCAGCGGCCAAGUAGGUCCACCGGCUGCUGGAUCGUAUCGAGCCGGACACCGGCUUCUUGAGGAUGAGACAUUUGCGCUGGCAUGUGUGGAGGGCCUUGAAGCCUCACUGAGCAAAAUUGCAGACAAUUGGGAGUCGUACUACGCCGUGAGCGGUUUUGUUACUUUGGCCGCUAAGCUUCUGUCCUUUUCUGUUACAGAACAGGCUUCAGCAAAAUGUCUUCAAUUUUUACGCAGGUGUCGCAUAGUCGCCCAAGUAUGGAUGUCUCUGUUGCAAGAAAAAGUGAAGAAAUCAGAGACGGAGUCUACGCGCGGGGACUUUCUGCAGAGUACCCUUCAAGUAGCUCGAAUUUGCAUAGCGUCUUUUAACGUGGACGAGCAGCAUGUUCAAUCCAUCUUGGAAUCCGUCUCAGAUGCAGCGAUACUAAUUGAGGCAUCCAUUACUGCGCAUGAUGCUUCAUGCAGUGUCGGAGCUCAGGACGCAACGUCUGUACACAAAUGCGCAAAGGCUCUUUUCAAGUCAUUCCGAAUCUUGAAGAGAGAAAUCACUGCCAAUGGAAACGCUUGUCUCGACAUCGCGCUUCAGCGAAGCUGGGCCGCGUAUCCUGGUGGAGCCACUUGGGAGACAGCGCCUCAUCCGCAUGAGAAUUGGAUGCACACCAGUAUCGUCACUAUAGAAACAAAGCUACCGCUGCGUGUCAACUACGAUAUUUUAACCGGAGAGCUUCUCGUGAACGGCAGUCCCUUGUCACGCUUGCCUGGAGAGUAUGAGAAGCAAUCGCUGUACGCUGCCCUAUUUGGCAAAAUGACACUCGAAGUUCUGCCGACCGAUAUGCCAGGGAUGAAACUUUCUUCCAAGAAACUGUUCCAUGGCUAUGCACUAUUCUUUGGCAUGAGUGAGAUUGCACCACAUGAUCUACUUCUCGUCGCAAAGUCCGGGCUGCGCGUCUACGAUGUUGUGCCAUCUCGAGUUUUUGGCCGAUUUUUACCAGAUCAAUUUGUCAAUGGCUACAUUCACUGGUAUGACAGACAUUCUCAGACAAUUGAGUUUCGCGACAAGGACAAGCCUUGGAAGUCGUCGCCAGACUUGAACUGGACUAUGAGAAGAACAGAACGCGGCUGGACUCUGGAACGUCAGAGUCAGUACAUCCUACUUGGACCGGAAACCUCUACUGCUAGGCACCUGGCACGUCUGUUGAAACCGCUCGAGGAAAAGGCUCACAUCCACAUUACACUUCACAGAGACUCGAAGAAUAUCACUGUUGAGAUGCCAAGACUUCAGACGGAUUUUCUGAUGGAUGCCGGCUCCCACAAACUUUUUUCGCGCCAAUUUCGAGGAAUGUACGUGGACUACAGCCAAAGUAUAGCUACAUUGGUGGGAUUGCAGAGCAAGCUUGUGCUAAGAAAUGACCACAAGCGGCGCAAGGCCCUGAUACCGGACGGUGAGCCGACUUGGUCUUGGGACUCCAAAACAGACCACACUCGGGUAUCUGUUCCUCAUGGUACAUCUAAAAAAGUUCACGCUUACGACAUCGACACUCUUUUGCAAAGGCUCGUCGACAACGGUAGCCUUCAAAGCAAGCUUGUAGUCUGCCACCUCCAUGCGCUGACCUCACAUUGUCUUCCAGAUGAGCUCACUGGCAGAACAGGAACAGAACAAGCUCUGUCUAUUCUUCGAUCUGCUUCUCUACGCUCGUUCGAGUAUCUGCAAGAGAAAGAUGCAAUGAAACUUACCAAGAUUGCGCGCCUGACUCCAGCAAGGCAAUAUUACCCCAGAAACCUGCGAAGCAUGGAGACAGUAGAUUGGGAUCAGCAAUUGAGCUUCUUGUCUCAAGACAAUGCUUUUCAUGCCUUGGUAGAGGAAAUAUUUGCUCAAGCUAGAUCGACCAAGCUAUUUUACCCGGACGCUUGUGAACUGCCGCAGCCUCUCAACCAUGUUCAGCCCGAACUAAAAAAUCGCCAGACGAUACGAGCAGCGAGCUUUCAGGUGUACGGAUUUGGAGCCGAGAACCACACUUCUCGACAUGAUGCAGUUUACGAAAGCCGCGACACUACUCAGCACUCAAACUUGUCGAAGAGAUCUUACCAAAUCACUCAGAUGCUAACGCGAAAUUCUAAGAGUCUGAUUGAUUCAGUCGCACCGCGACUAGUGGACGACAUGUGGCUCUGGUUGAGCUGUGACAGAGUACAAGGCUCAAUUGGUCAACUAUCCACAAGAGACAUAUGCUAUGGCUCACAAUGGCUUGGGGACCAAAAAGCUCUUCUGCGACAAUUCUGGUGCCAGCUACAUCAUUUGCUGGUUACGCCGUCAUCACCACUGAACCGAUUUCAAGUCAUGCUGUGUCUGGGUACACUGGGGUACUCUACGAGUGCAAGCCUACAGCCAUUGCAAGCUCUCGCUGCAUUCUUUAGUAUGCCGAAUGUAUUCAACGUUUCUAUCCCAAGCAAAGAUCAAUAUCUGCUCUCCAGUGGACGCACUCUUCGACGGCCUGAUAUUGAAGGCGCUGCGGAACAAGCGCUCGUUGACUUCAAGGAUAGUCCAGAAUUCUGCCUGGCUGCGCUUGAAGAUGAGGACGAAGAUGCUUAUCUCGAGCGACGAAGGACAUCUUUUGAAGAAAAGCAGAUCAAGGCACGCGAAAACUUCGUCGAAAGUGUGUGCAGCCAAUGGAUAUGUGAAGUGCCUGUGGCCCACUUGGACGGCGUGUCGUAUCUCAAUUGCUAUUUAGCAAUGGAUAGCUUUCGAACGAGGUGGGAAAAUUGGUACCGAAACCAUUGUUUUUAUGAAUAUCUCAUCGAUGUUGCAGCGAAGCUCAAAUCAUGUCCAGUCGCUGCUGGCGCCCCCUUCACGGCGCGCAAGCCGCAGCCUCGGCCCAAGCCAUCUCCAAAGGCGAAGCCAGUGAUCAGCGACCAGUCUAUGUUUGAGUCCUCGAUACCCUCGGUACCAUCCCUUCGAUCAACAGAGUUGAAUCUGUGCAAGUCCAGAAUCGCGCCAGCGUCGAGCGCACACAGAUUGGCGGCGCUACUCGAAAGAAUUCGGGAAACUGGUUCCUCAGAGCAUCCAAGCCAGCGUCAGUAUGCAGACGAGCUGGAGAGGAGUCUCGAAGCUCUGAAAGAUUUAGAAUCUCCACAAUCAUUGACAGAAGACACAGGCGAGCUUGCUGGUGCACUCGAGGACCAUCUGCGUAGCUGCCAAGACAACGCCGUUGAGCUCCACGCUGCACUGCUUGCUACCAUCACUAACGGUCUGAUGCAGGGUCUUUACGAGAGACCCCCUGAUGGUGUUGCAGAUGGAUGGCAAAUUGCGGCCGCUUUCAUGGCACCACGUACGUCGUCCUCUAUUCUCCUUAGCAACAUGGUCCGCACCCGUUGGGAUUCGCUGUCUUGGGAGUGGAAAAUGGCCCUCGUCGCAUUUGGGACUGCCCUAACCGGACUUCAGCGUGCUGAGCGAUUGAUCCAAGCGAAAACGCCAUCCGAUCUUGUCAAAGAGUUGGGCAACCUGGGACACACGAACUGGGAGCCCAUGGACAACCCUGAAAGUCUAUUGUUGGAGAUUGAAAGCGGAAUUUUGAUCCGUGAAGUGCAGGACGACAUUGCGUCGGAGAUGAAAAACCCCGAAAACGGAAAAAAUUCAGUGAUGCAGCUCAAUAUGGGCGAGGGAAAGUCAUCCGUCAUCGUGCCAGCUGUGGCUGCGUACCUCGCGGAUGGAUCCAGUCUUGUGCGUGUUGUUGUCGGAAAACCCCAGGCUAAGGAGCUAUUUCGAACUCUCGUUUCUAAACUGAGUGGUCUUCUGAACCGUCGAGUUUUUCACAUGCCGUUCAAUCGUUCUCUUCGUCUCAACAAAGCCCAGGUCAAAGGUCUAUACAGUCUCUACAAGGAAUGCAUGGAGCAAGGCGGCAUUUUGCUUGUGCAGCCAGAGCACAUGUUGUCCUUCAAGCUCAUGGCCAUUGAGUAUCAAUUUCUUGGCAACCACAAAGAUGCUGGUACAGCUCUUGUUGAUCUCUACCACUUCUUUCAAGCGAAUUCUCGCGACAUUGUAGACGAAAGCGACGAGAAUUUCAGCCCCAAGUUCGAGCUCAUCUACACGAUGAAGGAGCAGCGGCCAAUCGAGCUCAGCCCCGAUCGCUGGACUGUCCUGCAGCGUAUUCUCGAUGUCGUCACUUUCGUUGCCCCGCAGGUGCAAAAAGAGAUGCCUGAAGGGAUUGAGCUUACGCACCAGAGUCGUGGCCGUUUUCCGAGAACGCGCAUCCUCCGCGAUGAUGCAGGCACUUUACUUCUCCACAAGGUCACACAGCAUAUUUGCGACACUGGUCUUCCUGGAAUACCAAUUGGACGACAGAGCGAUAAGAUGAGACAGGCUAUCUUUGAGUACAUCAUCGAAGAAAACGUGUCUGCAGACCAAAUUACAGGGGUGGAAUCGAACGCGUCCUUCUUUACCGACAUCAUCAAGGGGCCUUUACUUCUCCUACGCGGCCUGAUUUCAGGAAGAGUGCUGCUGUUUGCUCUCCGCCAGAAGAGAUGGAGAGUAAACUACGGUUUGGACGUGAACCGUGAACCUCCAACCAAGCUCGCAGUACCGUACAGAGCCAAGGACAGUCCGUCAACAAGAGCAGAAUUCAGCCACCCCGACGUGGUCAUUCUCCUAACUUGCCUCAGUUACUAUUACGAAGGGUUAUCUGAAGAUUCUCUCAUUGUCGCCUUAACGCACCUGAUGCGAUCUGACCAGGCAGAGACUGAGUACAACGAAUGGGUCGCGGAUGCGCCUGAGCUGCCUGCGUCUUUCCAUCGUUUAGCUGGCAUCAAUAUCAAGGACCUCGAACAAGUCACAAAAGAAGUGUUUCCACAUCUGAGACACGCCAAGAGUGUUAUCGAUUACUUUUUAUCACACUUGGUAUUCCCCAAAGAGAUGAAGGAGUUCUCGCAUAAACUCUCCUCUUCUGGCUGGGACCUUGGUGCCCAAAAGGAACAUGCGACAACAGGAUUCAGCGGCACCAACGACUCACGGCAUGUCCUACCACUCGAAGUGAAGCAGCUGGAUAUCCAAGAGCAGCUACAUACCAACGCUCUGGUGCUCGAGAAUUUGCUACGCCCAGAGAAUAUAGUGCAGCUACUGCACUCGUCAGAUCGGGGCUACCACUCCGACACGGAGCGGCUUCUUGAAUUUGUGGCUGCUACAAGUAAUCGGGUUCAUGUUGUUCUGGAUGUUGGAGCGCAAGUGCUGGAGCUUACCAAUAUUCAACUGGCAGCAAGGUGGCUAGAGCUGCUCCCUCUGGAUCAAAAGCAAGAAGCUGUCGUCUUUUCGACGACGACGAUGAAAUCUGCGUCAUCGAUCGCAAGGGAGCAAAAGAAAGACUGCAGACUUCACCAUUUGAAGCUCCCUGAAUACUAUCGAGCGGCAGUCACACUGGGCCCUGAUCUUACUAAAGAUCGACUGGUACAAGCUUGUAUGAGGAUGCGUAAGCUUGGUCAUGGACAGGCAGUCAUAUUUUGUGUCACCAAAGAAAUGCAGUCUCGCAUCUGCAUGGCAACAGGGAAGGCACAAGACAGCGACAUUGGAGUAGACGACGUCUUGAUGUGGGCCAUCUCAGAGACACACACAGACCUGCGUCGACUCAUGCCGCUUUGGGCCAUUCAAGGCGCCCGCUUCGAGAAGCAGCAAAGUAUUUGGAACAGCGCGAGCAGCUCAUCCGGUAUACAUCUGACGCCAGAGCACGCCGAGUCUUUCCUCGAGGAAGAGGCGCAAACAAUCGAGUACCGCUAUCGCCCGACGACGGAUACCACCGAUGGCGACGAACUGGUCUCGUCACUCGAGCAGCUGAAUAUCGGCAGGCACAGCACCUCGCUAGCCGCUAUACAAAAACGCUGCGAGGAGUUUGGCGUGUCGCAGUUCAGGUCGGCGGCGCUCCAGGAGGAGCAGGAAAAGGAACUGGCGCCGGAGAUUGAGCAACAGCGCCACGUUGAGCGACCGCACAGCGUGCAGCCGGCGGAGCAUGAGUUACAUCCCCACUUGAAAAGCUUCAUUACGACAGGCAGCAUCCCAUCGAACUCACCUGCGUUUCAGAGCGCCUUUUUGGCCCUUCUCCAUACCAGUGUUGGUGACUGGGUUGAUCUUGGCCAGUUUCCCAACGACUUGCGCGUCACGGUCGACUAUACACGCACUGUCCAGCUGGCCGACUCUGCGCACAUUGCCCAGCAAGCAGCUCCCAGGAAGAAGAAUGCGCUCGCUGACUCGUUCCAGCGACCGGUGCAAUGGAUUUUGACUGCCAAGGGGCUGUUUGGUGGCACUAAGGCUGUCAUCAUCAGCCCAUUCGAAGCGCAGGAGCUGAUACCGCAGCUCACGAUGCCAUCAUCGCAGGCACACCUGCAUGUCUACGCGCCGCGAACCAGUCGAACGUCGCAGCCACUGGAUCUAUUGCGCCUCUACUCCAUCCCGAAAUGCGCGGAGGAUUGGGAGCUGCCACGCCACCUGCGGCUGCAGCUCAACCUCUUUGCUGGCCAGUUGUAUUUUGGCUGCUACCAGGAUUAUGCAGACACCUGCGAGAUGCUCGAUCUCGCAUGGCGACCUUCCUCGGGCGAUGAUGCAGGCGUUGCAGUCGAGACUGACGGCUUUGUUGCUGGGGGGAAAAGUAACUUUACCAAGAGCCCGGCGCAGGCUAUCAAGGUGCUCCUCACCACAUUGCGACGAGACUGCCAGGAGAUUGACAAGACCCAUUGGGGUCGGAUCCUUGGCGGAGAGUUCUUGACCGCGGCGGACUUUGAGAUCUAA